This is a messenger RNA of Poeciliopsis prolifica (blackstripe livebearer), 700 nucleotides long. RefSeq names its product DAZ-associated protein 2-like. Lineage: Eukaryota; Metazoa; Chordata; Actinopteri; Cyprinodontiformes; Poeciliidae. The record is from RefSeq and is a predicted model, not a curated record.
AUAAAGAACGGAUGACGUAACCACUUCCACAACAACAAGAAGAAACAAGGAAGUGUCAAUCCGAAACCUGUAACAAGGCCGAGACAAGAUACGCAGAGCUCCGUACAAGCUGAUGUUCCUCAGCCUCCGAAUCAAUCCACAACAAUGAAUAACAAAGGUUCAUAUCCACAGCAGUCUGUACCUCAGCAGAGUACUGCACCUGUAUACCCUCCUGCUAUGCAAAUGUCUCCUCAGGCACCUCCCUACACAGACACACCACCUGCAUAUUCUGAGAUAUACCAGCCCAGAUAUGUGCUUCCACCUCAGGUGCCUGGUCAGGUGCCGCAGAUGUCCUCCCAUUACCCUGGCCAUCAGGUGUACAUGCCCAUGCAGCCACACAUGCAAGUGGGUCCGGUGGGCCAGAAUGUCCCCAUGGCUUACUACCCCAUGGGAGCCGUUUACCCCCAUGGAUCAACCGUGAUGGUGGACGGCGGCUUCGACGCCGGCGCUCGCUUCACAGCCGGCAGCAGCGUCUCCAUCCCCCCCCCACCGCCUGGACACCCCCCUAAUGCGGCUCAGCUGGCCGCCAUGCAGGGCGCCAAUGUUGUCAUGACACAGCGCAAGAAUAACUUCUUCCUGGGCGGAUCCAGUGGAGGGUAUACCAUCUGGUAACAGCAGCUACUCCCCUCCUGGUUCAUACAUAAAACCCCGUCCCAGAUGA